Molecule: messenger RNA, 909 nt
Organism: Tauraco erythrolophus (red-crested turaco)
Lineage: Eukaryota; Metazoa; Chordata; Aves; Musophagiformes; Musophagidae
Gene: SYCP3
Product: synaptonemal complex protein 3
Biological process (GO): meiotic cell cycle; spermatid development
Cellular component (GO): synaptonemal complex
Source: RefSeq, a predicted model, not a curated record
CACAUCUUCUCGGGCAGGGUGAAAAAAGGAGGAAGAAAAUCUCAUUAUGGCACCAUCCGGAAGAAAGCAUGGAGGAAAAGCUGGUAAACCAGCACAGGAAGAUCAAGCCAUAGCUGCCUAUGACUUCCAGGAGGAAAGAAAAGAGCUGAGUGGAUCAGAGGAAGAUAUUAGAGAAGGCGACACACCAGUAAUGGACAAGCAUGGAAAGAAAAGACCUUUGGUAGCAACUCAUGUCGUUCCAGAUGAUGUGGGGGGCGAAGUACAGAAUAUGCUGGAAAGAUUUGGAGCUGACAUUAACAAGGCUCUCUUAGCUAAGAGGAAAAGAUUAGAAAUGUAUACAAAAGCCUCACUCAAAACCAGUAACCAGAAGAUUGAACAUGUUUGGAAAACACAGCAGGAGCAAAGGCAGAAGCUCAAUCAUGAGUUCUCCCAGCAGUUCCUGACUUUAUUUCAGCAAUGGGAUGUAGAUGUGCAGAAAGCAGAGGAGCAGGAAGAAAAACUAGUGAAUAUGUUUCGUCAGCAACAAAAAGUUUUCCAACAGGCAAGAAUAGUUCAAAGUCAGAGACUGAAAACCAUUAAGCAACUCUAUGAGCAAUUCUUAAAGAGCAUGGAAGAGCUGGAGAAGAGCAAUGAAAAUCUUCUAGUGGGUGCACAAAGUGAACUUCGCAAAGAAAUGGCUAUGUUGCAGAAGAAGAUUAUGAUGGACACUCAACAGCAGGAGAUGGCAACUGUUCGCAAGUCUCUUCAGUCCAUGUUAUUCUGAUGGCUCAGUGGAGAAACAACUUGUACCUAAGUAACAUGAUACAAGUAUAGGCAUUAGCCAUAGAGAAGUAUGUUCCAAUUUAAAUGUUAUAAAGUUCCUGUUAAACGCUUUCAUGGAUUGUUCUAAUCCUCUGUCUGAUAAUGUUG